Molecule: messenger RNA, 2474 nt
Organism: Symsagittifera roscoffensis
Lineage: Eukaryota; Metazoa; Xenacoelomorpha; Acoela; Convolutidae
Product: cytoplasmic dynein 1 light intermediate chain 2-like
Exons: 7
Coding region: 37-1662 (541 amino acids)
Biological process (GO): microtubule cytoskeleton organization; microtubule-based movement
Cellular component (GO): cytoplasmic dynein complex; centrosome
Molecular function (GO): dynein heavy chain binding
Source: RefSeq, a predicted model, not a curated record
CUUAUUAAAUAGAAAAUUAUGAAGUAAGUGUAAACCAUGUCAAAAUUGCUCGCGACAUCAACAGAUCCCUACGGCAAAGCAUCAGAUGAUAAGAAAGUGCCAGAAGGAAAUGGGAUCUGGUCCGAACUGCUGAAUAAUGUCUCCAGUGGCCUUCCGAGCAGUGACGCAAAUGCCUCUUUCAGUCACGCCUCGAAUCAAAAUGAAGACAUGUCGAAUGGAGAUGUCUCUUUGAUGAAUGGAGACCAUACAGCGACAGACGACAGUAUAGCGACGGGCGGUGGUGGGUCUGCAGCCAAACUUAAAAGCAAACAUAUCCUUGUGAUCGGAGAUACGGAGUCAGGAAAGACUACUCUUCUGUCCGCUUUAAAAGGAGUCUCACCCACAUCAGCUGCCGAUAAAACUGCUUCUGGAAAGGGCUCGAAAUUGAUCAAGAGUGGCUAUGCUCUGGACUACUACUAUCUGGACGUGGAGAGUGAAGAGCUGGACAUGGAGGAGAGCAGGAAGUGCAGUGUGUGGGUGCUCAGAGGUCACAGCGGAGUCCAGAGUCUAUUACAGUCUUCCUACUCGGCCCAGAUGGUGCCCCAAACCCUCUUCACAAUUGUGCUGGACUUUUCUCAGCCAUGGAGGUUGAAACAGUCUCUGGAAAACGCGCUGCAGCACAUUCAGUCUAUUAUUUCAAAACUUGAAGUUGCCGAUGAUGUAAUAACGACAAUGAAGAAGAAACUCGAACGAAGGUUUCAAGUAUAUUGUGACAAUGAAGUGGAUGCAAAACAGAAGUCAAACACGAGUUCAGAUGAGUUACUUCCCUUGGGUGACGGAGUACUGACGGAAAACCUAGGUGUGCCUCUUAUGAUAGUUUGCACCAAAUUAGAUUCACUAGUCGACUUAGAGAAAUCCUACAAGUACAACGAUGAACAUUUCGAUUACAUCCAACAGUUCCUAAGAACAGAGUGUUUAAAACACGGAGCCUCACUUGCCUAUACGUCGAGUAAAGAUAGCAGGUAUCUUGCGGGUAUUUACAAGUUGAUUUUGAAUAGCUUGUAUGAGGUUUUGCCCAAAACUGGAACUCUAGCGUCAGUAGUUGAGAAAGACUCUAUUUAUGUGCCCAUUGGCUGGGACAACCUGCUCAAAAUCAAAACAGUCCAAGACAAUUUAAUCGGAGAAAUAAAAGUGGACGAUGUAUUUGAAGAUGUUUGCAAACAGCCAGCUCAAAUUGUGAGUAAGAGAGGUCAACAUCCAGAGGUCAGUGGGACGCCUCUAAUGGCAGAUGAAGAGCAAAUGUUCCUCAACAGGUCCCAGAGCGCACUCCAGAAACCAGUCCAGACCGGAACGUCAUCAAUCAUGAGUCCAAUGCGAGGGGGUGGCUCCUCCGGCAGUCGACCUCCUAUUUCGGCUACUGCGAACGGCGGCGAGGCGAACCUCCAACAGUUUUUCAACAGUCUUCUUAACAGUAAAUCAAGAGGCGGCGGAUCUACUAGUGGUAUGAGCAGUCCAGGAAGAAAUUCGACGGCAAUGAGUACUCCAGACCAAAGGCGAAUGACGGCGCCACCUAAAGCGAUUCUUCAACAGCAAUCCGGCGCUUCGACGCCAGUUAUGGCGAAUCCCGCUGCCACUGCAGUGACUCCGGGUCCCGCAACAAACGGUGCUUCGGAGACAGCGUAAAUUUAAAAUGAUGUAAAUAAACUUCCACCAAUCGAAAAUAGUGUUCUUAGCCAUUAAGGCCAAUUAUUGUGAUGAGUUUUACAACGCAACGCAUUACAGUGAUGUUUCGCUUCAAGUAGUUGAGAAGGAUAGAUGUUAUUUUUAUAAGUUUGAUUUAUUUUGACGUUUGCUUUGCGGGGUCUAUGCUUUUUUCUCAAUCAAUCAAUCGGCUGUUAAUCACAAACGCAGAGGAUCUCUGGAUUUCGAUUCUUCUGCUGUGCUGGCAUUGCUGUUAUUGUUUCAAGAAAUUCAAUUCGGUCGUCGUUUUCGUCAUCUUCUUUUCCAAUUUAGAAUACCUUCUGUUUAUAAUUUAAAUCAGUAGUAGUGACGGGAUAUAGAUGGGCCUAUUACCAUGUGUGUCGACUAGCAUAACCGUUAAAUCCUGUUUCUAAGGCGCUCAUGGCCUAUUCGAGAUAGUUGAUGACUGGUUACACAAAUCGGUGAGUGGUUAUCGACACACAUGCUAAUAGCUACGCCUCUCAAUAUUAGUGGUGAAAAGUUCGAAAUUGGAGCAGAUAGUUGUAUGUGUCAAUUGAGUUAUCUUAGUUGAAUUGUGAGCAUAAACUAACGUUUGAAUUUUUUUGAAUUAGAUUGACUCUUAUGGAAUGAUCAAAUAAAUAAAUAAAGAACAAAUUAGGCAUGAAGGGAAACUUUUUCGGUGGGAGAAGGAAAUACUUCUAAAUAAUUUUUUAAAUGUAUCUGUGAAAGUAGGUGGGAAAUAUUUUAUAACCCACUUUUAAAAAACUUAACCCGCUUUUAGAUAAAAUUCUUCU